Molecule: messenger RNA, 1401 nt
Organism: Topomyia yanbarensis
Lineage: Eukaryota; Metazoa; Arthropoda; Insecta; Diptera; Culicidae
Exons: 9
Coding region: 1-1401 (466 amino acids)
Source: RefSeq, a predicted model, not a curated record
AUGCAGAAGAUUUCGGAAGAGGUGGAUGCUGAAACUGCAAUGAAGUUGCGAGCCCAAAAAAUAAACGCUCAGAACCUAGUUCUGCUCAACGAUGCCGACCUAGUUGAAAUGGGGAUAAUCGAAAAAGGAUCCUGUCUAACAAUUCUUAACAUAAUAAAAAACUAUAGUUCUGAAGCUAAUCCGACCAAAGAUAAAAUUGAUGAGACUUCCACUAAUGUUCAAAAUUUGAUUAACCGUUCGACAUUCGAAGAUGACGCAAAAUUCCGAAUGAAAAUUUUGUAUCCAAUUUUGGAUCAAGGGAUCGUACCAGAUAAGGACGGUUUAAAUCAUCUUACACGAGUCGCAUGCAAGCAAAUGGAGACUCAAAUAAUGGACGGUCAAAGGUAUCCUUCUGUUGAUCAACAGCAUGCGGCAGCUGUUCAAAUCGUAAAAUUAUUUCCACAACUUAGUAAUACGCGAGUCACACCAACUGGUCCUGAUGAGUCAUUUUUCUUUUGGCGCAACGGAGGCAAGGAAAAGGGUGCUCAUACUGGCAUGAUAUUUCAUCGCAUCCGGAAUGUCAUCAAACAGCUACCUGCAGGAAAACAUAAAUAUAAUCGAGGAACUAUGCCUGUAGAAUGUCUUAUCUACUACAUAGAAGAGUCCGUUUCAACUGAACUUGUAGAGCGGGCUCAAUUGCUCCGAGUAAUGCUUGCAUCGGCAUCAGUAGCAGAACAUAUUUGUGAUGAAAUGGACCGAUGCUUUCCAGUCCUCAAACUGUUAUUAAAAGAAAAGAAACCCGUUAAUGAUAUCUUGGAUAUGUUUCCACACCUGUGUUCAUAUGAAGGAUUGGUGAUUCGUCAAAUGUUUGAGAGAUUGUAUCCUAACAGAACAGAAGGUCUCAAAAUCGAGGAUGUCUUCUCUCAGUGUCUAUCUUAUUCACCGUCCAGAUUCUCUAGAGUAGAAGAUGAUCACAUUCGAGGAUGCUUGAGAAUAAUUUCUCAUAUGCCAAUUCGCGGACAAAAAAGAACGCUGGUAGGCUGUCCAACUGUAGGCGAAGAACAUUCGGCUUCAAUUUUAAUUCGUUGGAUUGGGGAGUGCUUAGAUACAUACGUGGCAUCCCCCGCAACUGAUUCCAAACUACACAUGGUGUGCGUAGCAAGCCCGAUGAAAAGAGGAAAUUAUGCCGUCAUUUGUGAGAAAAAAGUUAUAUUCGAGACUAACAAUUCUAUUCAUGCAGUGGAAAUUUUAUUCAAAUGCUACGCAGUUCUCGGAGUGGAGGUGCCACCUAAUUUUAGAAUGUUUUGGGACUUUCUGGCAUGUGCCAUAUAUAAUACAAUUCCGCACAGUCAGAGGACAACUGUGAAUAGACUCGUCCAAACUUUUAUUGAAGUUUCCCGCGCACGUAUUGACAACAAAUAA